Molecule: messenger RNA, 535 nt
Organism: Meloidogyne enterolobii
Lineage: Eukaryota; Metazoa; Nematoda; Chromadorea; Rhabditida; Meloidogynidae
Source: the annotation of a GenBank genome assembly
UUGUUGCUAACAAAUUUCUUCGUGGCCUGCCACAUUUCUUUUUGCUUUUACUUCCUAAAAUGGUUUUUCUUUCAAAGACGCUCAAAAUUUUCUCUUAUGACAUUUUCAUUCAUUUGCUUUUCAUUUUCUCACAACUUUGAUUUAAUAGAUGAAUUGUUCCUUCAAUUUGUUCAUUGCUUUGGGGGUGCUUUGCUUUUUAUUUUUUGGUAGAACCAUAGGCUGGUGUGGAACAGGCGUCGUUGGGGAAAACUGCCGAAACUCACAAUGUGUUUGCGACAAAUCCUGGAAAUGGAAAAAGGCUGUCAAAUGGAACGUAAACGCGCUUUGGUACGUCUGCAAAUUUGCCGACGACGCUGAACGAAACUGUAAAGCCCACUGGGAUGGCUGUCUGAAAAAGUAUGUGUCAACCCGAGCCGCUUUCCAGUCUGUUACUAGCUGGUUCCGUAGCCCCGAGAAUGCUGGUUGGGAUGCAGCAAUCAAUGCCGGAUGGAAUGGAUACAAAUACGGAAAAUGUGAUUAUCUUCUUAAACAAUAA